CUGCCAUCUUGAUUUUACAUCACUUCCCAUUCGUAUCCCAGAAGUUAAUCUGGUGAAUGGUGUUGUCUGGGAAGAUGACUUAAAUCUUUAACUAAAACUAGGGUUGCAUUUACCAGUUUUUUGUCAUCACGAGGUAGCCAUAUCAGAAUAGCUUACCAUGGAAGAAUUGUUGAAGGCAAUCCAGUCAGAAGAUACUGGCCGUACACUUAGGAGACGGAAUACUACAGCCAGCAGGACAAGACGUAAUCGAAUGCUUGAUAAGCAGCCAAAUGGCAGGCCUGCAAUGUCCUGUCUUGACAGUUCUUCAGUGGGUGUUGUUAUAUCCAACAGUGAAAAUGAGAAAAAACUGUUAAUGAAUACAGAUAAAGAGCAUCUGAUUCUUGACAUGACUGGAAAAACCCUGGGCUCUGAAGUCCAGGAGGAGCAAGAUGUUAUCACCUGGUGUCAUGAAUGCAAUGCAAAAAGCAUUGGUGAAUGCUUCAUUCAUGGAAAAGUAAUAGCUGUGACUGACAACAAAUUGCCUAGUCGAGCUCGUUUGUCACUACCAUCAAUUCUGGUGCUGAAAAAAAUCAAGGAAAGUAUUCCAGAGAAAUAUGGUGUUUUUUCCAAGCGUAUUAUUAAGCCUAGGACUCAGUUUGGCCCUUUGGAAGCACCAGUUCUGUUAGGAGGGGCUGAUCUACCACCAGAAGUUUUUGAUAUCAGGAUAAUCAGACAGGGGAGACAGGAACGUCUGGAUCUCAGCCAAGAGGAAGCAUGUAACUGGAUGAUGUUUGUGAGGCCAGCAACAGUCUCUCAAGAAGCCAAUCUUGGAGCAUACCAGCUGCAUGAUCAGAUCUACUAUAUAUCUACCAAGACAAUCAGUCAAAUGUCUGAACUACGAGUCUGGUACAUUCCCACCUAUGGACAACUUUUUGGAAAAGAGCCCCUUAUGUCUAGUGUUCCUCUGCACCACAGACCUUCUAAUGAAACAGAAGCAUCUUCCCCAGAGCAUGAGCCUGAUGGACAUACUACUCGAGCAGCAGCUACCCUGUCUACUGAAAAGCUUGUGUGUGGUUUCUGCAACACUCUUUUCCGCAGUCUGUCUCAGCUCGUGGCCCAUACAUGUAACACGCUUGAUGACACACAUUGUCCUGAUGUUUCUUCAAGGCCAGCACGUCGUAAGGGGCUGCCACGAAAGAUGGGAAGCAUAAGCAAAAAGGAUCGAUCCCGCAGCCAAAUUUCAGCACAGCCAACACUUUCCACUCUGCAACCUGAUGCAGUUCAGUCCACAUUAGAACAAAACCAAAAAAUAGAUGUUGCUCCUAGUCAGAAAAUUAUGAAGAAACGGGGACGUCCAAAAGGCAGCAAGACAAGGCAAAUUUCUGAUGAUCCAGCAAGAACAAUCAAGCAAACAGACGGAAAUCGUAAACGUAAAAAGCCAAGAUUGGAUUGUCGCUUUUGUCACCGUUCAUUUUAUAGUGAGGAACAGUAUCGCAUUCAUGAAGCUGAGCAUACAGGUACCAAACCAUAUAUUUGUGAACAUCCAGGUUGCAAUAAAGGUUUUGGGUCAAAGUUUAAGUACUGGAGACACUCGUUAGUCCAUCAGAAACCACAAAAUCGUAUUUGCACUUACUGUAAUAGAAGUUUUAAUCGUGUUGACCACCUAAAAAAUCAUGUGAUGACACACAACUCAAAGCGCAAACUCUGGACAUGUGAAAAAUGUGGCAAACAAUAUUUAUACCACUCUACCUAUUUGUUCCACAUUGCUCUUCACAAGGCUAGAGAAAGUCCAACUCUGAGCUGCUCACUGUGCAAUACAGAAUAUCCUACACGUGAGGAAUUGAUUAACCACGUGAAAUCUCAUAAUCGUUACAAGCCAGAUCCAGGUAAACCUAAGAGCCAUCAGUGUCCAGAAUGUCAGAAACUUUUCACUACAAAAAAAGAUGUCCGACGACACAUGGUAACUCACACCAAAGAUCGCUCUUUCCUUUGUGAAUUUUGUCCUCAAACCUUUGCACGUAAAGACCAUCUCAGACGUCAUUAUAAAUCUAAUCAUAAGAAGGAGGUACUAGAGCAGGCUCAUUUGGAUUUCCGAUGUACUGUGUGUCUUAGUGUUUUCAAGUCAGAAGAAUACCUUCAAUACCAUACAGAAAAUACCCAUUCUUCAAGUUCUGAUGUCAUUGUGAAUCCUAAAAAGAAUGAUCGCCAGGUAGCUCAGCAGAGAGUGAUUCAAAAUGUGCAAUCUUCCACACAAGUGAUGUUGGUGCCAGUCCAGAAAUUCAAUGAUACUUCACAGGAGCAAGUGCAGCAACAUGUCUUACCUCAGCACUCGCUGUCACGCAAUUUACUACAGCCACAGCAUUUGCAAUCACAUCAGCAACCCCAGCCCAUCCAUAUUCAUAUCAGCCAACAACAACAACAGCAACAAAAGCUUACUCUUCAGUCAGCUUCUUUUCCAAGCAACCUUGCUGCAGGUAUGUCUGGCGGCCAAGCCAUAGAGGUGCUAGGUGAAGGUGACCAUUAUAAUUCUCAAGCACCCCAAAUGUUAAUGCUAAAAACUGUCCCUUACCGCUUUUCUCCUCGCUUACCUCAGCCAGCACCAGCCACAAUUGCUGCAGCACUCUCACAUAACCUUCGACAGAUUCCUGACUCGUAUUCUCAACUACAUCAACACCAGCAGCAGCAGCAGCCUCAGCAAAGCCAAACACAGGUUUCAGCUCAGCAUCAAGCAUAUGUGAGCACAGACAACCUCUCUGCUGUCUCUCAUCCAACCAUUGUGUCCAUGCUAGCAGUCUCCACAACAGAUGGACUCCUGGAUUCCAGCAUAAAAGGCCAGACAGUUUAUUCACAGGAUGGAACUGGGCAUCUGAAACCACUACCUGCUCAGUGGGUUCUUACGGGCAGCAUUCCUUCCCCCUUGACUGAGGUAUCAGCAGCCCAUGCUGACAUGAGCGAUCACUGUUAUGCAACAGCUACAUCUGGUGCAGUCAGCGCAAAUACUGAGGCAGGGCUAAAACUGACUGCCUUGCCUGCAGGAUCCAAAAUAAUGGGACAUAUGCCCCACACAUUAGAACAAGAUACUUUACGCUUUUUCCAGUCCUAUUCAACUGGAACUGAAACAGGAGCCACAGUACAAUCUGUCUCUCAGUCUAAUGGGACAGUAGCCUCUUCUGGAUUGCAGACUACGUGGGACACAAUUUCAGACCUGGUGACUAUUCCAUUAGCUGACUGUGACAUAAUGCCACCUAUCACAGUCCCUCAGCCAUCAAUCAUCAACCUGCCAAUUGCAGUUAAUGUGCAAGUUGGUGAUGGCACUGUAUGUGCCAGCAGUUCUGCACUUUCACAUCAAACCUAAGGUUGUUUGACAAACCUCAGCAAGUGCCAUUUGGUUGCUCUAGCAACUAUUAUAGUAUAUGCACUCAUAACUUCAUCAGUGAUAAAAAGGGCCUGUGUCAUCUGUUUAUACUUUUCUGAUAGAAGUAAAUUUAUGCUUUAGAUCUGUUAACUUUAGAAGGAAUAUGUAUAUUUAAUAACAAUCUAAGAAAUGUAAUGACACUGAAAGCAGGAGCAAGUCAAAUAAGUAGAGUAAGAUAAGAUUGGAUACCAGUAGAAAUGCACCUCCCAUCAUGCUGAGUGAACACUUAUUCAAAGACAGGAGAAUAACCAAAAUGGAAUCUGAAUUUUUGUUUGUUGUUGUUUUGUUGUUUUUUUUUUUGGGGGGGGGGAUUUUGAUGUCUUGGUAUUUGUUUUACAAUAUAAGAAGCACUAAGCAGCAUUGUUUUGUACUUUCAGAAGUCUUUCUGUUAUGUACUGAGGGUAAUAGUUUGCAUUCAGAGAACAAUUUAGAUAACAGUUUAUGGUAGUUCUCAUCAGUAUAUAAUUUGAAAAAAUUUUACCAUUGCUAUUUUGUUUACCAAGUGUUUCUCAAUAACAUUGGUUUUAAGUUUAAUAACAAACAGGUAGGACAAAUAUUGAAGAAUUGUGGACAUCCUGAAUAAAUUUAGGUGAAUGUUG
Pomacea canaliculata is the source of this 3993-nucleotide messenger RNA. RefSeq names its product PR domain zinc finger protein 10-like. NCBI's taxonomy places the organism in Eukaryota, Metazoa, Mollusca, Gastropoda, Architaenioglossa, Ampullariidae. The transcript has 7 exons. Gene Ontology annotation, molecular function: protein binding. Gene Ontology annotation, cellular component: nucleus. Bases 158 to 3334 code for a protein of 1058 amino acids. The record is from RefSeq and is a predicted model, not a curated record.